Molecule: messenger RNA, 7161 nt
Organism: Schistosoma turkestanicum
Lineage: Eukaryota; Metazoa; Platyhelminthes; Trematoda; Strigeidida; Schistosomatidae
Source: the annotation of a GenBank genome assembly
AUGUUCCUGUCCUUCCUCCGAUCGCAGUUGGAUAUCCCAUUGUAUUGCCUAUGGCUCAUUACCGCAGCUCUUCUAUGCGAUUUGAACACCAUUUACUGUACCGAUCUUGAUGACGAUUUUGCAGAGUUUGUGGAUCCAGAUGACACACCUACUGUUGAAAUUACUGGAGCAGUUCCUGUCCACUCAGGCCGUCAGUACAAAGCGGAGAGUGUGGAUGAAAACAUAUCUGGGAAUAGCUUCUCUCAAAGUGAUGCGAUCAAUCUGGAUGAUGACGAAGCAGUCUUUGACACAGCCAAGUCACCAGCUCUCAGAUCAAUCAUAGAAGAUAGCGAAUUAGAUGAAAAGUCGAAAGACAUCAGACUUGACGAUGAUGAAGAGUUCGAAGGUCUGUCAAUUAAUCAACCAAUUCCAAAUGCCGACAAAACAAAAAGUGGUAAACGAAAUCUAAAAAUUGCCAAGGUUCCACAUCAUCUUACUCGUUCAUGGGACAAUUAUCAUGCAGAAAUACUAUUUAUAUUAGCCUUAAUGAUAUAUUCUUUGAAUUUUGUAAUUGGACGUUCUAAAAAUACACAGCUGGCAAACGCUUGGUUUUCUGCUCAUCAACCACUAUUAGAAGCGAAUUUUGCUGUAGUCGGUGAUGAUGGUCAGGCUGAACCUGGAACUGGGACAUUAAUGAAAGAAUCAGAGCACUUAUAUUCUCUUUGGUGCACUGGGACUGUACAUUGUGAUGCUAUGCUCAUUGAAUUACGUCUAGUAAAACGUCAGUGUUUAUUUUUCGCAAUUGCCAACUGGAUAAGACCAGUUCAUGAUAGCAUUGUUGUGAAAGUCAUCAUGGAUGAUUCUGAAAUGGAUGGAUGGGUUAUGGCGGUUGGACGAAAACGUCGUCUUCAAGCCUUAUCAAAAGAUCAUCAAGAUUUAGCUGUAUAUUGUCCAGAUAAACGUGGCCAACGACAUCCCUAUAUACCAGAAUCUUUCAUGAUUUUAAAUGAAAUUCCAGAAGUUGUCCCGGCAAUUUUCAAUCCUCUUGUUUGUAAAUUUUUAAAUGAUUUUGAAGAAUCGAUUGAAUAUUUGUUUUUCUCCGAUCAAUACAGUGGACCAAAACCACCACAAGAGGAUACAAAUACUCCUACAAAACCUCCGGUUACACAGAAAGCUCUGAUUUUUGCAUUUAGAUAUGUUCCAACAACGGCCAAAUCGAAAUCUUUCUCAGCAUCAUCACUUACAUCAUCAAAUGACAAUGAAUCAGUUAAUACUAAUAAUCAUCAACAUCAACCAAUUGAAUCAGCAACUGCGCUAUUUCAUUUCAUUUUCUAUGUAAUUGAAAAAGCUCGUCGAUUUCGACUUAGUAAAGAGGGUAAGGCUAAAUCAGAAAGAAAUAGGCAACGUGCACAUGAUUCACAUCUUAAAUCAAUGCAUAGUCAACGACAAGAAGCAGCUCAAAAUCGUCGUGGUGAACGCUUACGGGCUGCUAAAGAGCGUAUAAUGGCUGAAGAUGAUCCUGAGAAAGCUCGAAAACUUGAGGAGAAAGAACAACGUAAAGAAAAGUUGAAGAAAAUGCCAAAAAUGAAAAUGCUUAAAAUGAAUUCAUCAUCGAUAAAUCCUACAAGUACUAAUACUACUAUUACUACUACUACUACUACUACUACUACUACCACUACUACUACUGGUAUCAACGCCAUAACAAACCAUAUCGGUAGCCAUAAUCGUCAUCGAAUCAAUACUUCACCAUAUCAUACAAAACAUCAAACGAAACCAAUCAAUAUUUGGUGGCAAUAUGUCAAUCCUAAUUUAAAUGAAUUCUGUUCAGAAAAUGAUGAAGAUAUUCACUAUAUGUGGAAUAAUAAACGUGCCCAAAAUUUCCCAAAUGAACAUGAUCAUAUGGAUGAGAAAAGUGAACAGGAUACCGGCGGUACACAGGAACAACUGGAAAUGGAAGAGAACAAGACAGAGAUUAUACACUAUCAACCUAAUCGAUAUGAUGUGAGCUCUGAUAAUGAUACUAGUUCAAAUUAUUCGAAUAACACAAAGAAUUGUUUAGACUUGAAACAAUCGAAUACAAUGUCCUAUUCACUUCCAUUGCCAAUACUUGUCCCAAUACCGAUUAUUACACCUUAUCUUACUAGAAUGUAUCCAGAUGUAAAAAUGAAUUCAUUUCAAUGUUGUUCAACUAUUGUGGAUAGUGAUGAACCGGAAUCAUUGUCUUCCAAUCAAUUGAUACUUGGUGUCAAACUUCCUUUUUCUGCUUUGGAUUCGCCAAUACGUGCCAAACCACCCUCGUCUGUACGUGUUCCUCCACCGCCUUCAAUAAAUCAAUAUCAUCAUCAAUAUCAUCACCGUCAAUAUCAUCAUCCUCUUGACUAUCAUCAUCAUCAUCAGCAGCAGCAGCAACAACAACAUUACACAUCAACAUCCACGUCAGUGCCACACAAACAAAUCAAUAUUAAACAGGAUAGUAGUUGUUCAUCACCAUCCCUAUUAUCCAUUCAAGAAUCAAUAAUCACACCGAAUCAAUAUUCAAACUUUAAAUGCACAAAUAUUUCACAAUUUAAUAAUGUACAAAAUGCAUAUAAGAGUUUCAAUAAUGAUAACUUUUAUACUACUAAUACUACUACUACGACUACUACCACUAAUCAUCACAUAAAUACUACUAAUAAUGACAAAUGUUCAUCAUUAGAAAAAUUAAUCGUUUCAUCAUCACAUAAAACAAUAGAAUCAACAUUCGACACAAUAUCACCGAAUGAAUCAAUGAAAAAAUCAACUGAUACACCAAAAGUAUCCUAUUCCACAAUGACUUCAAUUAGUCAUCCUUCAACGGAACAUGUCAUAGUAAAUGAGAUGCCAAAUAAACAAUUAAAACCAAGAGUUGCUUUUAUUGAACCAAUUAACAAACAGAUUACGACUACUAUUACUACUACUAAUACUACUAAUACUACUACUACUACUACUAACAGGGACGAUAAUAAUGAUAGUAAGAAAGUUGAUUUACUUAGCAUUCAAAAUAAACAAUCUGCCCAUGAAACUGACAAUAAAAUCAAAUUUAUCAAAAAUGAAACAAAACAUGAAAAUAAACUAAAGUUAAGUUUGUCUGAUCGAUUUCCUGGUUGGGGUGUCAUCACAGACGAUGAUGAGGAUGAGGAUGAGGAUGAUGAGAAUUACAAGUUGGAUGCGGAAGUAGGGGAGAAACAUGAUCAAUCGAAAAGUUUAGAGAAUUCAAAACAGUCAUCAUUACAAAAGAAUAUUGAAUAUGAUCGAAUAGCUGCUAACAAGGAAUAUUAUAUUCAUGAAAAUAUUCCCAACAACAAAUCUAAUGUAAAUAAUGAGAUAAAUAAUAAAGAGCACAAUACAAAUCAUGAUCAGUCAACCAGUGAACAACCUCUCAAUACUCGAUUAUCACAAUCAAAUUUAAUGGAUUGUGAAGAACCAAUUUUCCAGUUACAACAUCAACAACCACAAUAUUGGCUACCGAUUCAACCAUUGAAAUCAAUUGAAAAACAACGAAGUUCUUCCAUUCUAACUAAUCCACGUAAAUCACUUGCAAUGAUUUUUUCACAGAUUAGUAAUAAUUUAGGCUUUACACCACUACCAACAACAACAUCAACAACAACAGCACAAGAACCGACAUCAUUUGAUUAUUUUUCAAAUGAUGAAUAUUAUUCACCGUCUAAUUAUUAUCAGCGAAAAAAUACCAAAUUUUUAUCAUCUGAUCAACCAUUUAAACAAAUCCCUUCUAAACUUAGUACAAAUAAUUAUAAUGGUAAUUCUAAUACAGAAAUUCAUACAAAAUCUGCCCGAGCAAAUUUUUUGCAUCAUAAAGGCCUAAGUUUUGAUAAUAAUAAUCAUCAUAAUAGUAAUAGUGGUAGUAAUAGUAAUAGUAAUAAGAUCGGCGGUAUACGAAGUAGUAUUUCAAGUCAACGUUUAAUGGAACAUAGUUUUUUCAGUACACUAUUAAGUGGCAAUCAAAAUCAGCAUAGAACUGGUGGUUCAAUGGAUACAUUGUCUAAUAUGCAUCAGAACAAGUUGACCAAUCUAAAUAGUAAUAAUAAUACUACAACUACUACUACUAAUAAUAAUAGUAGUAAUACAAUUCUACAACCAUCAUCACAACUGACACCGACAACAACACCGACAACAACAAAUCCAGUUGAUCGAUCAAUUCUAGUAGAUUUACUGUGUUGUACAUGUUGUACCAAUUCAGAUGAUGAAGCAUAUACAAAUCUGAUUGAAAAUCAUCGUUUAGCUCGUUUUGUUACAAUGGGUGCUAUAUUGACUAUAUUGGGUUUAAUAUUUGCUUAUAUAAUACGUUCUGCAACUGAAACUGCAACAACACCGACAACACCAACGUCAACACCGACAACAACAACCUUAACACAAACUACAACACUUGUCAAUUUAACUAAUAUUGCUUCAAUUUCUGUUACUUCUCCUUCUACGACUCAUUCUACAUUGAAUUUGAUCAUGAAUUCAACGUUCAAUAAUCAACAAUUCAUCGAACAAUUAGAAAAUUUGUCAAAUUUGUACAAUUCAACUUAUAAUAAUAAUAAUAAUGAGUUAGAUUCAGUUGACAUUUUAAAUAACGAUGUGAAUAGUAGUAGAGCGAUAAGCAUUGAUCAUCAUCAUCAUCAUAAUAGUAAUAAUAAUAAUAAUAAUAAUAAUGAUAGAACAACUAAUUAUCAUCAAUCAAUAUUCAAUCUUGGUGUCAAACUUCCUUUUUCUGCUUUGGAUUCGCCAAUACGUGCCAAACCACCCUCGUCUGUACGUGUUCCUCCACCGCCUUCAAUAAAUCAAUAUCAUCAUCAAUAUCAUCACCGUCAAUAUCAUCAUCCUCUUGACUAUCAUCAUCAUCAGCAGCAGCAGCAACAACAACAUUACACAUCAACAUCCACGUCAGUGCCACACAAACAAAUCAAUAUUAAACAGGAUAGUAGUUGUUCUUCACCAUCUUUAUUAUCCAUUCAAGAAUCAAUCAUUACACCGAAUCAAUAUUCAAACUUUAAAUGCACAAAUAUUCCACAAUUUAAUAAUGUACAAAAUGCAUAUAAGAGUUUCAAUAAUGAUAACUUUUAUACUACUAAUACUACUACUACGACUACUACCACUAAUCAUCACAUAAAUACUACUAAUAAUGACAAAUGUUCAUCAUUAGAAAAAUUAAUUGUUUCAUCAUCACAUAAAACAAUAGAAUCAACAUUCGACACAAUAUCACCGAAUGAAUCAAUGAAAAAAUCAACUGGUACACCAAAAGUAUCCUAUUCCACAAUGACUUCAAUUAGUCAUCCUUCAACGGAACAUGUCAUAGUAAAUGAGAUGUCAAAUAAACAGUUAAAACCAAGAGUUGCUUUUAUUGAACCAAUUAACAAACAGAUUAGUACUACUAUUACUACUAAUACUACUAAUACUACUACUACUACUAAUAGUAAUGAUAAUAAUGAUGGUAAGAAAGUUGAUUUACUUAGCAUUCAAAAUAAACAAUCUGCCCAUGAAAAUGACAAUAAAAUCAAAUUUAUCAAAAAUGAAACAAAACAUGAAAAUAAACUAAAGUUAAGUUUGUCUGAUCGAUUUCCUGGUUGGGGUGUCAUCACAGAUGAUGAUGAGGAUGAGGAUGAUGAUGAGAAUUACAAUUUGGAUGCGGAAAUAGGGGAGAAACAUGAUCAAUCGAAAAGUUUAGAGAAUUCAAAACAGUCAUCAUUACAAAAAAAUAUUGAAUAUGAUCGAUCAGCUGCUAACAAGGAAUAUUAUAUUCAUGAAAAUAUUCCCAACAACAAAUCUAAUGUAAAUAAUGAGAUAAAUAAUAAAGCGAGUAAUACAAAUCAUGAUCAGUCAAUCAGCGAACAACCUCCCAAUACUCGAUUAUCACAAUCAAAUUUAAUGGAUUGUGAAGAACCAAUUUUUCAAGUACGACAUCAACAACCACAAUAUUGGCUACCGAUUCAACCAUUGAAAUCAAUUGAAAAACAACGAAGUUCUUCCAUUCUAACUAAUCCACGUAAAUCACUUGCAAUGAUUUUUUCACAAAUUAGUAAUAAUUUAGGCUUUACACCAUCAACAACAACGACAACAGCACAAGAACCAACAUCAUUUGAUUAUUUUUCAAAUGAUGAAUAUUAUUCACCGUCUAAUUAUUAUCAACGAAAAAAUACAAAAUUUUUAUCAUCAGAUCAACCAUUUAAACAAAUCCCUUCUAAACUUAGUACAAAUAAUUAUAACGGUAAUUCUAAUACAGAAAUUCAUACAAAAUCUGCCCGAGCAAAUUUUUUGCAUCAUAAAGGCCUAAGUUUUGAUAAUAAUAAUCAUCAUAAUAGUAAUAGUGGUAGUAAUAGUAAUAGUAAUAAGAUCGGCGGUAUACGAAGUAGUAUUUCAAGUCAACGUUUAAUGGAACAUAGUUUUUUUAGUACACUAUUAAGUGGCAGUCAAAAUCAGCAUAGAACUGGUGGUUCAAUGGAUACAUUGUCCAAUAUGCAUCAGAACAAGUUGACCAAUCUAAAUAGUAAUAAUAAUACUACAACUACUACUACUAAUAAUAAUAGUAGUAAUACAAUUCUACAACCAUCAUCACAACUGACACCGACAACAACACCGACAACAACAAAUCCAGUUGAUCGAUCAAUUCUAGUAGAUUUACUGUGUUGUACAUGUUGUACCAAUUCAGAUGAUGAAGCAUAUACAAAUCUGAUUGAAAAUCAUCGUUUAGCUCGUUUUGUUACAAUGGGUGCUAUAUUGACUAUAUUGGGUUUAAUAUUUGCUUAUAUAAUACGUUCUGCAACGGAAACUCAAACUAUGCCUAAUACUACUACUGCAACAACACCGACAACACCUACAACACCAACACCCACAACAACAACCUUAACACACACUACAACAAUUGUCAAUUUAACUAAUAUUGCUUCAAUUUCUGUUACUUCUCCUUCAACGACUCAUUCUACAUUGAAUUUGAUCAUGAAUUCAACGUUCAAUAAUCAACAAUUCAUUGAACAAUUAGAAAAUUUGUCAAAUGUUUACAAUUCAACUUAUAAUAAUGAUAAUCAGUUAGAUUCAGUUGACAUUUUAAAUAAUGAUGUGAAUAGUAGUAGAGCGAUAAGCAUUGAUCAUCAUCAUCAUAAUAGUAAUAAUAAUGAUAGAACAACUAAUUAUCAUCAAUCAAUAUUCAAUGUCACUUUACUUUGA